This is a messenger RNA of Aspergillus ibericus CBS 121593, 1032 nucleotides long. RefSeq names its product formate/nitrite transporter family protein. Gene Ontology annotation, biological process: nitrite transport; transmembrane transport. The transcript has 4 exons. NCBI's taxonomy places the organism in Eukaryota, Fungi, Ascomycota, Eurotiomycetes, Eurotiales, Aspergillaceae. The record is from RefSeq and is a predicted model, not a curated record. Gene Ontology annotation, cellular component: membrane. Bases 62 to 982 code for a protein of 306 amino acids. Gene Ontology annotation, molecular function: high-affinity secondary active nitrite transmembrane transporter activity.
GUCAGCAAGGACAUCUGCAGCGAUAACGUGAACAGUUCGUUCGCUGCAUCCCAUCGCAACCAUGUCUGUCAGUCUAGACGCAUACACCCCCGCCCAGGUGAUGGAGUUUGUCGCCCGGGCUGGUGUCGCCAAGGGGAAUAUGCGUCUCGAUAAGGUGUUUUUUAGCGCCGUCUCGGCGGGUGGUCUCCUGGGGUUGGCGUGCGGGACGGCCCUCAGCACGAAUACGAGUCCGUGGUUUCAGGAGAAUGCCCCGGGGUUGAUUCGGACGAUUGGCGCGUUGGUGUUUCCCUAUGGAUUGUGUAUGAUUAUUUUGACCGGGGCGGAUUUGUGUACGGGGUCGUUUAUGUAUACUACGGUCGCUGCCCUACAACGCCAACUCCCUUGGUAUAAGAUGCUGCUGCAUUGGUUCGUUACUUUCUGGGGAAAUCUCUGCGGAUCACUGUUCCUCGUGGCGAUUAUUUUCGGCUACGGCGAAGUCUUCUCCACCGACCCCUACAAAUCCGAAGUAAUCUCCUACGCGACCAAAAAACAAGUCACGCCGGAAUUCCAACAAAUCUUCCUCCGCGGCAUCGGGUGUAACUGGCUCGUCUGCUUGGCCUGUUUCUUCGGGAUCCAGGGCCGGGACCUCACCUCCAAAAUCAUCGGCAUCUGGUGGCCGAUCUUUGGCUUCGUGUCGUUGGGAUUCGACCAUGUGGUGGCGAAUAUGACCUUUAUCCCGUUGGCGAUUUGGUUGGGCGCGGAGGAUAUUACUGUGGGGUUGUAUGUCUGGAAGGGGGUUAUUCCGACGCUGUUGGGGAAUAUUGUGGGGGGUGGGGUUUUUGCGGGAACGUAUUAUUGGUAUAUGUACCUCCUUCAAGGCGAGAGUAUGUCUCUGGCUGCGUUGAGAAGAGGACAAUAUACAUCGGAAACCACCACGCCCACCACAGCUGGAGGAAAAGACGAUGUGGAGGCAACAGCGGGGGUGGUAGAAAAAACCGCAUGACUGCAUAGUUUAUUUUGAAUAUGGCUAGAAAUCGAAUACCAAGUACGACG